UCCUUAAACACCAAACGCGUCUUCUUUUUUUCUCUUUCGUUUUCCGUCUCUCGUACUUGCUGCGAAAAACAAAAAAAAUGUCAGGAUAUCCCAAUCCAAAUUCUCACGGCUACGGUUACAGCGCUCCGCCGCCGUCUCAGCCGUACAGCGUUCCGCCGCCGUCCCAGUCGUACAGCGUUCCACCGCCGUCCCAGGCGUACUCAUCAGCUCCCUACGGCGUUCCACCGCCAUCUUCCGCAUACGGGGCCCCACCACCGGGCCAAUCUCCUUACGCGCCCGUAGCCUCUCCGUACUCGGCUCCCUCGGCCCCCUACGCGUCCGAUCCCACCAAGCCCCCGAAGGAGAACAAACCCCAAUCCUCUGGCCAUUAUGGCGGUGGCUACCCCACCGCUCCCCCUUCGGCGCCGUACGGCAGUGCCCCCUUUGGUUCUCACGUCCCCUCCUCUUUCCCGCCCGGCACCGAUCCGAACGUGGUGGCUUGCUUUCAGAUGGCCGAUCAGGAUGGAAGCGGCAUGAUCGACGAUAAGGAGCUGCAAGGGGCGCUUUCCUCGUAUAAUCAUCAGAGCUUUAGCAUGAGGACAGUUCAUCUUCUCAUGUAUCUGUUCACGAACACCAACACCCGUAAAAUUGGUCCAAAAGAAUUUACUGCAGUCUUCUACAGUCUACAAAACUGGAGGGCAAUUUUUGAGAGAUUUGACAGGGAUCGGAGUGGCAAAAUUGAUACUACAGAAUUAAGGGAGGCCCUCUUGAGCUUGGGAUUUGCAGUAUCACCUGCAGUUUUAGAGUUGUUGGUGACCAAAUUUGAUAAAACCGGUGGACAUAACAAGGCCAUUGAAUACGAUAAUUUCAUCGAGUGCUGCCUCACAGUGAAGGGGCUGACCGAGAAAUUUAAGGAUAAGGACACUGGGUAUACUGGUUCAGCAACUUUCACCUAUGAAGCUUUCAUGUUGACAGUUCUGCCUUUCCUGAUUGCAUAGAGAUGAGAUGUGUACAUGAGUUGAGUAUGGUUUGUUUGAUAGAAGCCUGCAGCAGCUUCCAUUUAAAUGGUUUAAUUUUCGUAUUAUGCAAUCUUUCAUUUUCAUUAGUUGUAUUUUGCUUAGUAGUAACGUUGGAGGUAAUCUUGUAUUGUGUCAUGUUUCCUACUUGCACUUCUCUCCUUUCAAUUUACACUAUAUUUCUUCUUGAAUAAACUCUCAUCAGCUUCAUAUA
Ipomoea nil (Japanese morning glory) is the source of this 1209-nucleotide messenger RNA. RefSeq names its product probable calcium-binding protein CML49. The record is from RefSeq and is a predicted model, not a curated record. Gene Ontology annotation, molecular function: calcium ion binding. The transcript is spliced from 5 exons. NCBI's taxonomy places the organism in Eukaryota, Viridiplantae, Streptophyta, Magnoliopsida, Solanales, Convolvulaceae. The coding region runs from base 78 to 977 and encodes 299 amino acids.